Coccidioides immitis RS is the source of this 4115-nucleotide messenger RNA. RefSeq lists its product as uncharacterized. Lineage: Eukaryota; Fungi; Ascomycota; Eurotiomycetes; Onygenales; Onygenaceae. The transcript is spliced from 2 exons. The record is from RefSeq and is a predicted model, not a curated record. Bases 839 to 3526 code for a protein of 895 amino acids.
CGAGCCGCGAAUUGCCUGGUUUCACUUUGCGGGAGACCGCGUGCAUGUUUGACGCAAGAGAUUGAGUAGGGCACUUCCCCGUCCAUGGACUGGUAGAAGAUUCGAUUGUUUCUGAUGACACGGACCUGCCGAGGACGAAACUCUCUGCAUGAUCCUGCUCGCAUUAUGCCCGGUUUCGUGGGUGGGCCACUCACAGCUUGUCGCAAGACAGCCGAUCAUAAGGCCAACAGGAAGAUCCAGAAACCCCGAGUGUGACAGCCAAGUACCCAGUCACGCCAGAGCCAUUUGACGAGUUAUAUAGGUAGUCAACCCUGUCCUUCGCGGUACUUGUUGCUUCGCGUGCUCCUUCGACCUUUUUCUGGCCGGAGGAGCAUUGUUACUGCCAGCUUCAUUCUGGGGAAUGCCGAUCUCUCCUCUCCGGAAGUUUGUGCGCAUCAUCAAUCCGCACCUGUCUCUCGGAUCUCCGUUGUUGGCAUACCAAUUGCAAUCACGCAUCAUUGAUGAAAACUUGGAGGUCAAGAACAUCUGGUGACGGAGUACUCCAUACAUGCGACCCGAGUCCGCUCAGCGUUACGUCCACGAUACUCGCCUCUCUGUGGACGAUAACACGCGGCAGUCAACAAUUCCCAGUUUAUUAUUCUUGUAUUGCAGAAAAUCUCGACUCCACCCGACCGAUAAUUCCUUUUCCUUGAAGCUUCUCGUUUGCGUCAUCCAAUCCAUCAUCACAAUUUUAGCUUAAGAUCCGUAACCUCUCCCAACUGCUGCGCCAUUGAGAUAGCUAAAAGCCAGAAGCAAGCCCAAUUGCUCAGAAGAAAUUAUGUGUGGCUAAGCUAGCCUCAUGGAUGCGCAACAACAACCACCUACGCCGGGGCCUCGGGCACGUCCGAAGCUCCCGCCAAUUCAAACAUCCGUCAACAGGCGGACGUCAAUGCGUCCGAAGCCACCCCCCCCGGAAUUGGUUACCGGCUCAACAUCCGCAGACAGAGUCCCUCUGAAAGCACCCAAACCAGAGACCUCAAAAUCGUCACUCAGAAGCCUUAUCAACAAAACUAAAUCUAUUCGGCAUAAUAGCCCGAAGAGCGCUAGUUCCCAGUCUCCGAUUGUGGAUUCAAAGCCGUUUACCAAUGUCAGUCCAAUGUGCGAGGAUCAGGUUACGCCGACCAGCACAAAACAAUCCUCCAAGAUAACUAAGUCUUAUAGCGAAUCGACAGUUCCAUCUCUAGCCAACGGUUCCCUCAAUUCAACCCCAAAGCUUUCCAAAUCAGUCAAAGAACGGAAAGGUCAGGCAAUUACUAACUGGAAGCCCCCACCGUUGUUCAAGGCUUACCCUCAAGCCAUUAAACAUGCGGUUUUGUCUGCACCAAAUAUGUCAGCCGAGGCGAUUUUGCGGAUCCAAGAGCUACUAAAGCAAGAAAGCCGAGAAAAUAGUUAUACGAUCGACUCAAAGGGGAGAAAGGAUCAUAAACACGUCAUGAAAGCCACUGACACUAUUCACAAAAUUGAGUGGUCUCGCAAGAUAUACAUGCUGGUCACUAGUGGUUAUCUACUUCAGUAUAGUGCUGACGGUAGUUUCGAUCGGUUGCCUGAACUGGUUCUGGAACUCGGGGAGAAUUCUGUCGCAUUUGCUAGCGAUGCUCUUCCAGGGAAGCAUUGGGUGCUCCAAAUUUCGCAUACUUUCGACGAGAAUGGUACGACGGCUGUAGACAAUAAGAGAGGCUUCUUGUCUCGGCUCCGACUCUCUGAUUCGCCAAAGAUGACACAGUCAUUUUUACUAGUGUUGGACAAUGCAAAUGAAUUGGCGGCCUGGCUGAUCACGAUGCGCCGUGAGAUCGAGGGCUUACGCGGGCAGGAGUAUGUUCCUGAGACCCCCAUGGUUGAUGAAACACCUCAACCUCUUCAUCGGUAUCGAAGCAUGGCAUCGAUGCGAAAGCCCGCAACAAAGGAUCGUCGACGAGCAAGCGAUCAAAAUAAGAAUAGUAUUGCCAAUAGGUCAUUAGUAUCAGUAUCUUCGUCUACACUCUCUCCAUCGACGCAAUCGCGGCUCGAUGGCCUUGCCAUCCUACAAGCAAAUCGUCGAUCUAUGGCUCGGUCAAUCGAAGCUCCCUCUCCUUCGACAGCAACCACAGGCAGUGAUUUCGAUCGCUUAAAAGAUAACUGCCGGUUAUCAUAUGCUUCCAUUGGUACCAGGACCAUCUCUAGCUCCUGUGGCUCGUCCCCGCCGUCUUCCUCAGCAGGUCCUAAGUAUGCAAUGACCAAAAGCUCAUUUGGAUCCCCUGAAGGUUUUCGAAAUGAGCCAAAUGGCCCGCUUUUGGAUACGUGUUCGCGACCAAUAUCCACAGUUCGAGGACCGCCCUGUCUUCGGCGAGAGAGCGGCACUCUUGAGCAGCCAAGGCCGGAAUACGUUUCGCCCCAAGUGGUGAGGCCGGUUUUAAUGUCUACACCCAAUUUUAGUGUUCCGGUAUUCAGCAAACGAUAUUCUUCCGCGGUAAAUGUGCGAUCAUCCCAGCCUCGCUCAAUCACUCCUGUUCCCAAUGUAACACCCGCUGCUGCUGUAGCGCAACUAUCGUGUUAUGAUUCGGAAACAUCAAUUGAUUCGAGCCCUGAGGGCCUGGCGCCAAUCGAGCAAGGAGCGAGGACAAAAAUGUAUCCUCACAUCGCUCGUGAUGGUGUCAGACCAUCAAGUGUAAGAAGUCGACAUUCAGCCAUCGGUACUUCAGAAGCUAUGAGCCGACAAGCCAACCAAUUAAAAACAUACCAGCUCCCACCACGGAGAUAUUCGACAUCCGAACACAGUGUUGACAUGUAUUCCCCUGUAUCUGGAGGCUUUCUUGUGCCACCAGCUAUCAACAAAGAGAGUGAGAGAACGGUUCAGGAAACGCCACAAUAUCGCUGGCCACUAUUGACGGGGACAGAAUCCACCGCGUGCGCGCGACACCCACGCGAGGACGGCACAACAUCCCUACGGCGACCAUUAAGCUUGCAAGCCAAGACUCCACGCGUAUUACCAUCAGAACAUCCUCCUAUGACCUUGAUACCACAGAGCACACAAAAUCCAAAACGUUUGGCAAUCUCAAAUUUGUCAACAGCGGCUAGAUAUCCUCCCAUACCACCACCACAAAGCUUCCAGUCGCAAGCCUCCAGAGCUGUAGCCAUCUCGAAUGUCCCAAAGCCACUUAGGUACUACCCACCACCUCCGCCGUCACGAAGCUCCCACGUAUCCAACCUUUCCCCCAAACGCAGCUUGCCGCAAAUGGCCUUCGGGCCGCCUCCGGCGCCACCACCAAACUGUCCUCUGCCUGAGAUCCCGCCUGCCUCUGGCCCUCGAAGACCCCCUUCUUGGACUUCUCCAACUGCUGCGAUGAAACGGACACACAUUCCUGUCCCUCAGACACGCGUGAAUGGUGACCAACGAGUACUGGCCAGACCUUCACCCGGGCCUUAUCGUGCAUCCGUACCGGCAAUUAAUGCAAGCGGCCUGACCGAUAUGCGUGCAACAAAGAAGUCGGGUAUUUUGCAAGCUUGCUAGAUACUUAGAACCGUGCAAUUGAAUCAAUCCGCCUAGGAAAAUAGGCUGUGUACGAUCCUUUACACAGUUUUUUCCCUUUUCGACGAAAGAUUAUUUUUCUCAUUUUUUAAUUUCGCGCAUAUACCCCAAAUAAUUCUCAACUUAAUAAACAAAGCGCCGUGAUCACUGUUUUAUUUUUCGCAUUUUGGCUUUUGCCUCCACUUCCCUGGCAGGGAACUCUUUUCUUUUUAUAUUUUCAUUCUAAUAUAUAUUUGUGCACCUGUUUCGAGAGGUUUCACAUACUUUUUGACGGUGUUAUGCUAUUAUAUGCUCUCUCAUAAUGUCUAGAUAUGCAACGGCAGGCUCUCCUGGUUGAUGACUCUACGGAGGACGCGAGUCCAUUUCUCCAAGUCCAAAAUCUUAUCCAUGCCCCUCUCGUUCUUUUCGAAUUCAUUUUUUUUAUUUUCAGUGAAUACAUGUACUACCUAUAUAUAUAUAUAUAUAUAUAUGCAUGCUUUUUGAUGGGUAUAACGAUAAAAGCAGGGCGAGAGAUAAUUCCAAUGUAAAUAUAAUUAAUAAUAUAUACUCCAUAUAACGAUGUGACGGUUAG